This is a messenger RNA of Clupea harengus (Atlantic herring), 3102 nucleotides long. RefSeq names its product choline O-acetyltransferase-like. Gene Ontology annotation, molecular function: choline O-acetyltransferase activity. Gene Ontology annotation, cellular component: cytoplasm; neuron projection. The record is from RefSeq and is a predicted model, not a curated record. Gene Ontology annotation, biological process: neuromuscular synaptic transmission; acetylcholine biosynthetic process. Lineage: Eukaryota; Metazoa; Chordata; Actinopteri; Clupeiformes; Clupeidae.
CAAGUCUGCGCUGAGAAUAAACUUAGCAUUCCUACACCCUAACCACUGCUCCCCAACCUUCCAUCAUAAAAUCUGACACUUUAAGUGAUUUAGUACCCUUGCAGCCAAAAAGCUCUGCCAAUGUUGCUCGCCUCAUUCAUAAUAUUCUUUGCAUAGGUGGGAAGGGAAGGAAGCUGUCACAUAAAUAUGUUUCCGCGAAUAGAUUUCGAUGGGAGGAGUUUCUGGCCCGCGGGCGUGGGUAGACGCAAGCACCUUCAACACGUUUCACUUGCUCACUAAAAGAAAACCGUCCAAGACACCGACGGCUGGAUGACGCGGUGAAUGGGAACGUCCGCCCCACUCACUCGCAUCUGGGAGCAUAGGAGAACCGGACCAGGCGUCGGCAAGGGGGGAUGGCGAGGACUGUGUCAACGUGUUCGCCCCACUGACCGGAAUUACUCUCCAGAUAGUCACUGCAACUUAAAAACAAUUGAUUGUCCUGGAAGGAGUCAGGCCGUAGUGCUGAAGUAGUGACGGGGGUCUGCAUCCAAAGACAAGAAUGCCUAUCCUGGAGAAGCAACCACCCCAAGGCCGCAAGGCCUUGCCAAAGGUUCCGGUCCCCCCCCUGCACCAGACACUGGAUAUGUACAUGCGGUGUAUGAGGCACCUGGUGCCGGAUCAGAAGUUCCGGGACACACAAGACAUCGUGGAGAAGUUCGGAAAGGCCGGAGGCAUCGGCGAGAUGCUCCAGAGAAAAUUGCAGGAGCGGAGUGAUAGAACAGAAAACUGGGUGUACGACUAUUGGCUCCGUGAAAUGUAUUUAAACAACAGAUUAGCGCUGCCAGUAAACUCCAGUCCUGUCAUGGUCCUCUCUAAGCAGCCCUUUAAAGACAGGAAGGACUCUCAUAGAUACGCCGCUCGUCUCAUUGCAGGAGUCCUGGAGUAUAAGGCAAUGCUAGACGCAGGGUCUCUGCCCGUGGAACUGGCCCGUGGGCAGCUGAGCCCGGGAGUGCAGUGGGACCCGCUGUGCAUGGAGCAGUACUCCAGGAUCUUCAGCUGCUACCGCCGGCCCGGCCCCAAACAGGACACGCUGCUGGACCACAAGACCAGCGCCAGAGCCCAGUCAGAGUACAUCAUAGUGGCCUGCAAGAACCAGUUCUUCGUCUUGGACGUAGCGAUGAAGUCCCGUAAACUCAGCGAGACGGAGCUGCUGACCCAGCUGACGCGCAUCUCCAAGAUGGCGGAGAACGCGGAGGAGAGGCUCCCCGCCAUGGGCCUCCUCACCUCGGACGGACGCACCGAAUGGGCUCAGGCCAGAGACAUACUCAUGAAAGACGCCACCAACAGAGAAACGCUGGACGCGAUCGAGCGGUGCGUGUGCGUGGUGUGUCUGGACGAGCCGUGCGGCGUGGAGGCGACGGACUCUAACCGAGCCAAGCUCAUACUGCAUGGCGGGGGUCAUGACAAGAACGGGGCCAACCGCUGGUACGACAAGCCAAUGCAGUUUAUAGUGGGAGCAGACGGUGUGUGUGGGGUGGUGUGUGAACACUCUCCAUUCGAGGGGAUCGUUCUGGUGCAGUGCACAGAGUACCUCGUGAAAUACAUAACGGAGAGCUCCAGUGAGCCAGGGGCGCCAGCCAGUGUCUCGGACCUGCCCCUCCCCCGCCGGCUCCAGUGGAAGUGCUCUCCGCAGAUCCAGGGGCUGCUGGCCUCCUCAGCAGACAGCCUGCAGAGGCUGGUGAGAAACCUGGACAUGGAUGUGCACACGUUUAAUUCUUAUGGGAAGGAGUUUAUCAAGAAGCAACGGAUGAGUCCAGAUGCCUUCAUCCAAGUGGCCCUGCAGCUCGCCUUUUAUAAGUGUAAUGCGCGGGAGGUGCCCACCUAUGAGAGUGCCUCCAUCCGUCGCUUCCAGCAGGGCAGAGUGGACAACAUCCGCUCAGCCACACCCGAGGCCCUGGCCUUCGUCAGGUCCAUGACGGACGAGCUGGGCCUACACACCGACUCCGUGAGGAUGAGUCGCCUGCGAGACGCCAUCAAGGCUCAAACGGACUUCACUGUUCUGGCAAUUACAGGGAAUGGCAUAGACAAUCAUUUGCUCGGACUCCGAGAGAUCGCUCAGGAACUCGGCAUGGACAGGCCGGAGAUCUUCAAGGAUGAAACCUUCCUGUUGAGCAACCAGUUCAUCCUCUCCACCAGUCAGGUGCCCGCCACCCUGGACAUGUUCUGUUGCUAUGGCCCGGUGGUUGCCAACGGCUACGGAGCCUGCUACAACCCCCAGGCCGACAACAUCCUCUUCUGCGUGUCCAGCUUCCGCGAGAGCACCGAGACCAGCUCGGCCGUCUUCACCCGGGCCCUGGACCACAGCCUGCUGGUGAUGGCCGACCUGUGCAGCAAGAACGCCACCACUAGCGCCGCCAACGUCGCAACCGGGCCUGCCACUGCCUCGCCGGCUAGAUCCGCCAAGCUCAGCAAGGCAGCCCCCAGGGGGACACCCACUAAAGGAAAGUAAGCCAUAGCUACAGAGGCCUUAAAGUGAAACCGAGGGGGAGAUAUGUGGUGAUGGUGGUUGUACCCCUACAAAACAUGAUAUAUGUGUGUACGUAUUAUUGAAACGUCUCCGAAAUAUUUAUGAUGAUGUACUACUGUAUGCCAUGGAAAAGUAUUUUAUGGCAUAUACAGUAUAUACAUCAAAACAGCAAUGUUUUGCAUAUUUACAGUUACUCAACUGUACAGAUAAUAGUCAAUAUAUAUGCUUAGACAGUAUAUGUCCAUAAGUAUAAUAUUGUAUAAUGAAUGGAUUGUGGCCGCUGUUAUGGAGCACAGUUGGGCAACACCAUCUCACAAGAUGUCUCCCUCUGUCUCACUUCCUGUUACACAGAUGCUUAUUUGAGAAAAGCACUGCAUAAAGAAACUAAAAAGAAUUGAAUUUACUGCAAAAUCAUUACAUUAUAGAGAAAAAUAUACUAUAUAUACAGUAUAGUAUAGUAAGUAUAGUAAAUAUAUGUAGCACUGUAUGUACAUAGAGUAUGUAACUGUAAUCGUCUUUAAUCAUGAGAGUUGUGUUUUUUUUAAUUGGCAUUGCUGCAAAUGAUUAGUUUGGCCCAUCAAAACAACACCAUGCUA